This is a messenger RNA of Tribolium castaneum (red flour beetle), 1569 nucleotides long. Its product is annotated as dnaJ homolog subfamily C member 28-like. The transcript is spliced from 3 exons. The coding region runs from base 16 to 1167 and encodes 383 amino acids. NCBI's taxonomy places the organism in Eukaryota, Metazoa, Arthropoda, Insecta, Coleoptera, Tenebrionidae. The record is from RefSeq and is a predicted model, not a curated record.
AAAGGGGUUUUCGUAAUGACACUCCCCCGCAGUGAGGCCGCGAUCACGGACUUGCCAAAUGCUUAUCAUUCGAGAAAAAAUGGCCGACAGUUGGGGGGCUAUAAGAAGGGGCGAUGGCGACGGAACAGUCACUCUUGUCAGUUUGGUGACACAGUGAUCUUACUUAUUUACUCAACCAGUCUGACACAUAGUCAAAAAACCACCAUCGCAAUGGCCACUUUGGGACUUUUGGUUAAAACCGAGUUGAAAAAACCCUCAAUUUCCGCAAUCGCACUCAACCGCAGCAACUACCACACUUUGAAGAAGUACCAAAAAUGCUACAAACUCCUGGGAAUCUACAAAGACGACAAGGAGCUCAGAACCUCGCAAAUUGCAACCGUUGGCCACCGGGAAGCCGCUCCAGAGCCCCGUAACGAAUUCUCCGAGAUCGCAGGCGCUUUGAAACUUUUCAUCAACGCUAACAAGAAAUCUCGCCGCGAGGAGAAAGAAAAUUACAAGAACCCUCUCCAGAUCAAAAAGAAGCAAUUCCCCAAGAUCCGCGCAACUCAGGCCGCCGAGAACGUGGUGAAGCACCGCGUGUCCAAAAUCUCAGCCGAGAAGAACGAGCAGAACGACAACAGCAUGUUCUUGCCGUUUUCGAAGAAGAAGUUUGGCUUGGAACGCACUGUUGAAGAGAUGAUCCAGGAGUCGAUUUCCAAGGGCGAGUUCAAGAACCUGCCCGGCUUCGGGAAGCCGCUGCCUGACAACGACAUCAGGAACCCCUACGUGGACUUUGUGACCCAUCGCUUGAACGAGGUUUUGAUCGAUAACGGGUGCACGCCCAAGUGGAUCACGCUCCAGAAGGAGAUCCGGGAGGAGAUCCAGACCCUGAAGGAGUCGCUGGCGAAGGCCAGGGCCAGGUUCGGGCCCUACCCUCUGGACAAGCAGGAGAGCGCGCAGUGGGAGCAGGCUGUGCUCGACUUCCAGAAGACCACCGAGCAAGUCAACAAGAAAAUCCGCAACUUCAAUCUGUUGGUGCCCAUUAUUGAGAAGCAGAUGUUCCAAGUGGAUUUGAAGAGGCAGGCCGAGAAGGUGCUGCUCAAUGGCAAGUUCAGGAAGCCGGUGGUGGAGCCGGUGCAGAGGCAGAGAUCUGACAUUUUCGAUUUUCUCGACGUUUUGUUUAAGUAAGCUAGUUUAGUGUGUUUCGAAGGGUACUUAAUGGAAUUAUUUGGUAUCAAUUGAUUUUCGAUUUAAUUGGUACCAUUUAAUUCCAUUUCGGAAUUUUCGAAAUGUUCAUGUGAUAAUACUUGUGUAUUAUUAGUUAAUUUUCUCUUAGAAAAAUUGUUUUUGUUUCGACAAAAUUGUAUAAAACGUUUCAAGACUUGGCAUUUUUUUACAAAAAGUGCACAAGCUUUCGGUCUGGUUUUUUAAAUAUUUAUUUUUGUAUUAUUUUUUAAAGUUAUUUAUGCUGUGGUAUGUAAGAUAUCCGCGAUGAUUCUUUCGUUCUCACGAAACUCUUGCCUGUAUUUUAUCAAAUACACUUUAUUUGUAACGUUCUUGCCUUGGAAAAAUAAAGAAAAAGUAAAUUAA